Megalobrama amblycephala (Wuchang bream) is the source of this 2119-nucleotide messenger RNA. RefSeq lists its product as uncharacterized. Gene Ontology annotation, molecular function: GTP binding. Bases 203 to 1801 code for a protein of 532 amino acids. Lineage: Eukaryota; Metazoa; Chordata; Actinopteri; Cypriniformes; Xenocyprididae. The record is from RefSeq and is a predicted model, not a curated record. The transcript is spliced from 3 exons.
AGAAAAUGAUUUGAUUUGACACUGAAGAUGAUUUGACACUUUCUUGGAAAUCAUGUGACCUUCAUAAAUGGGUGUUGCUCAUGGAUAAAUACUACUGCAGAUCAUCCUGUUUGCAAAUACAUGAAGUGUGUCAGAGAAAGAAGCACAUGUAAAAGCAACAAUUUCUUGGUCAACUUGAAGAUUCUAAGACUCGGAACCAGUCAUGGCAGAUUCUACUGAAGGACAGAACAUGGCCAGUUUAGGACCAGAAUUACUCAAACAUACAUCAAUCAUCAAACAAAGUAGUGUAAUAGCGGAGGGGACUCCUACUCGAUACCGUCUGAAACCAACAACAGACUCUCAUGAUGAAUCUGAGCCUUAUAGAAAAAUGACCUUUGGACAGAGAGACAGAAACAAACCCCAUAAAAUCAUUCUGAUGGUGGGAGAAACAGGAACAGGAAAAACAACCCUGAUCAAUGUGAUGAUCAACUACAUGUUGGGUGUUCAGAGAGAAGACAAGGUUUGGUUUGAGAUCACAGAUGAUCAGAGUGACCGAACAUCAGUUCACAGUCAGACCUCCAGAAUCACUGUUUAUGGGUUUUAUCUACAAGAGAGUCCAGUCGAUUUAACAAUCAUUGACACACCAGGGUAUGAAGACAUCCAUCUUGAUAAAGAGAUCGCUACAGGUUUGCUUAGUUUAAGUGAUUCUGAUGAAGGGAUUCAUGAAAUAGAUGCAGUGUGUCUGGUGGUUAAAGCAACUCAGACUCGACUCUCUGACAGACAAAUGUACAUAUUUGAUGCUGUUCAGUCUUUAUUUGGAAGAGAUUUUGCUGAAAACAUUGUCCUGCUCUUCACACACUCACGUGGAGCUAUUCCUAAAAAUGUCAUGACGGCUGUUGAAGAGGCUAAAAUCAAGUGUGCAGUGAAUGACAAGAAUCAGCCAGUGUAUUUCCUGUUUGACAACUGUCAGUCAGAAGCUGCUGCUGAAGAAUAUGAAAUACUGGAACAGCCAUGGAAUCUCAGUUUUAAAGGAAUGACAGGAUUUUUCAAAUUUCUUGACAACAUAAAACCAAAAACCCUGAAGAUGACUCGAGAUGUUUUGCUACAACGGAAGCAGAUGGAGGCAAAUAUUUCCAGUUUACAAUCACAUGUUCAAAAGAUGGAACUAAAGAAAAAUGAGCUGAAACAAACUCAAGAAGCUCUGGAGCAGAAGAAGGAAUAUGUCAAGAACAAUAAGAACUUUGAAUAUGAAGUUGAAGUGGUCUAUAAAGAGAAGGUUGAUAUUGAUCCGUCUGUAUCUAGCAUGGCGAUGUGCUGCACCGUCUGUGAGGAGAACUGUCAUUAUCCAGGAUGCUGGUGGAUCAGUGGUCUCUCAAAUUGCAGCAUGAUAAAAGACAAUCACUGUACAGUGUGUCCAAAUAAAUGCCACUAUAAAGAACAUGUCAAAGGAGCAAAAAUAUAUAAAACAAAGACAAAGAUAGAGAAGAGGGCAAACGAAGAUUUAAAUAAGGAAUAUUGUGGUAAGAUUGGUGACAAUGUGUCUUUGGUCAAAGAGCUGGAAGAAGAACUUCAAGAAUUAGAGAUAAAGAAAAUAAAGCUGGUGAUCGAAACGUUUGACUAUGUGGAAACUCUGCAGAUGAUCGCAAUCAAUGCUGAUUCUGUGUUCACACUUCAGCACAUUGAUUUUCUGAUUGAGGAGAUGAAGGAAAUAAAUGAACCUGAAAAGGCUGAAACACUGAAGAACAUCAAAGAGAGAGCAGGAGGAGUGCUGGAAUACAUGAAGAAAUGCAGAAAAUCAGAACAUCAGAACAUUUUACCCUGAAUAUGUCUUAUGUGAUAAAAUACUAUAUUAUCAUUGUAUUCAAUGUGUACAUAUAUGCAUAAUUUGUGAGUUUGACACAAAUUUUUGUGAUGUUCACAGAAUAUUUGUUACUAAUUUGCCUCUUGAAUAUUGAAAGUCUCUCUUGAAAGGCUGUCGCACAAUAUUUUAACAAUGUUGUAAAUUGCUUUUAUUGCAUCUUGUGUUUUUGCUCACUAUAGACAUAUGGGCAGUAUUUCAAUUAAAUGUAUUUAAAAUAUGUAUUACUUUUGAGUAUAUUGUAAUUUGUAUUUUGCUGGAAAAAAACAUAAUCAGAUGUAA